CAAACUACUCACAAGGUUGCUGAAAACUCUUCAACAGCCCACGACCGGUUUCACCCUUCUUGGGACUCAUCAGAAGGAAAGACUCUACGCUCGGUUUUUGAUGCAAUUGAAAGAUCCACUGCCGGUUGAAAGGACUAGAGACUAUGUGUACAAAAUUAACUGCAACGAUUAUACUAAGGUUUAUAUAGGACAAACUGCCAGGGAAUUGCACACCAGAAUUGGUGAGCAUAAAAGAAGGAUUAACAAACCACCAAGGAAUGCAGAAGAAUACCAAACGCUGGUCAAAGACUCAGCGAUGGCGGUACAUGCCUUAGACACGGGACAUAGAAUAGAUCUGGAGAAUGUGGAAGUCUUAAGACGGGGACUGCGAUUCACACCACAACGGCUGAUAGCCGAGGCGGUGGAAAUCACUAAGCAUCACAGCGUGAAUAGAAUCGAGGGUGUGGAGCUAGCGAGCUGCAUUCUUCUCCAAAUGAACAAAGUGGGCAGUGGCACUAUGGGUCUACGCCGGAGGGUAAAAGAAGUCACCCCGGAAAAGCUGUCAUCCCUCAAAGAAGAACUGAAGCAAUUGGUCAUUAGUAAACAUGCCCCUCUUCCUGACGAACCUGAUUAUUCAACUUGUGAUGACACAUUGACGAGAUUUCUGAAGGCAAGAAAAUACUCACUGAAAGAUGCAUACAAACAACUUUCGGAGGCGAUUGAGUGGCGUCGCACUUAUCGACCGAGACACGUCGACUGCAAAUGGUGCACUGAUCAGCCAGGAUUUCACGGUAUUCGACAAGUUGGGUUCGAUCCAGAAGGGAGACCGGUUCUCUACGCCUGUUUUGCUCAGUGCCAGACGCUGAAAAACACCGCUGAAGAUACCAUCGCACACGUUGUGUACUUGGUGGAGAAUGCGUUGCGGUGUCCGGUGGCAAAGAAUAACCAGUGGGUUAUCGUGAUUGAUUGCACUGGUCUCACUCUACCGUGUUGUAAUCCGAAACUCGGCAAGCAGUUCAGUCAGACAUUCGGAAAUAACUACCCAGAGCAUUUGUACCGCUUCUUUCUCGUUCACCACAAUCCCGCACUACAUGGCAUUUGGAAAGCAAUACGUGUGUUUGUGGACCCCAACACAGCGAAGAAGGUCAAACUAGUAAAGAAGGAUAAGAUCCCCCUAGUGUUUGACGAUUACUUUGGACCGGAACUCUCUUCAUGGCUCAAAGAAGAACUGAGUCUCAAUCAAAAUGAUAUUAGCGACGCACAAAGACGUUUCUGGCAAGGUCCUUCCAAGCCUGGCACACACGAUCCUCGGGGAACUCCCAGUUACGUGCAAACCUACAUUCAACCACUGGAGAAAAUUCGUGCUGAAAAACCUUCCCAACUGUUAAAGCGUUCUGAUUUGGGUCACAAGAUCCAUUUACCGCAUCCGAAUAUUGUACAAUACCUAAACGGCAUGCUGACAAACGUCAAGUUCAUCGAUUUGAAGAGAAAACCUAAGAUAUCGAAACAAGAGAUGGAGGAAUACGGAGUGAAGCAGGCAGACUGUACGGAAAGUGAUGAGGAAUCGGUCACCGGAGAAGAGAGCACAAACGAUGAGGAAUUGGGCGCAUGUUCGGGCGGAAAUUCUCAACACGCACUUGUCUCAACAUAUUGAGCUCUACUUGUUUCAUAAAAC
This is a messenger RNA of Opisthorchis viverrini, 1654 nucleotides long. RefSeq lists its product as hypothetical. The annotation marks the transcript as partial. The transcript has 7 exons. NCBI's taxonomy places the organism in Eukaryota, Metazoa, Platyhelminthes, Trematoda, Opisthorchiida, Opisthorchiidae. The record is from RefSeq and is a predicted model, not a curated record.